AUGAACGAGGACCUAAUCUCCAUCCUUUGCGACGAGAGCUGGUACUAUGACCAGAAAGGAUUCAACGAUGUCUUGUUCAGGAAGGAUGGAACGGGCGAAAUUGUAUUCCGCGGCGAGACGACUAUAAUGAUUGCCACAGCGUUCCAUUGGAAAGUCUUCUCCCAGUCCAUCAACCAGGGAGCGAACAAUUAUCAAAAAAUCCCCCAUGUUAUCGGCCAGUUGGACAUCGAAAUGACAAUCACAAAACGCCGACUUACUCGAUGGAAAAAGCUGGACGAACUGCAACUAAACGAGGCUUAUCUUACGGAAGACGCCUUUAUGCCAAAAACGUAUACCAUCUGCUUAGAAAAAGGCAGCUUCCUUACACCUUGGGCCGAGUCAAACUUUAAAAAAUUCCCCUCUGCGCCUCCGAGAUACGCACUACGUCUAAAAUUUGACAAGUCGCCGUAUCCUCCACGGCAUGAAUUGAAAAAUCCUGAAGGAGGACCGGAACAGGUGAAAGUGUGGGACUGGAAAGAAUUCUGUAAUCGCGAGCUACCGGAGGAUCAAUGGGUUGGACCUACUUUCUGGAAUACCAACUGUAUAGUUCAAUAA
Messenger RNA from Aplosporella prunicola CBS 121167, 594 nucleotides. RefSeq lists its product as uncharacterized. The transcript has 2 exons. NCBI's taxonomy places the organism in Eukaryota, Fungi, Ascomycota, Dothideomycetes, Botryosphaeriales, Aplosporellaceae. The record is from RefSeq and is a predicted model, not a curated record. The coding region runs from base 1 to 594 and encodes 197 amino acids.